This is a messenger RNA of Paraglomus brasilianum, 1704 nucleotides long. The record is from the annotation of a GenBank genome assembly. NCBI's taxonomy places the organism in Eukaryota, Fungi, Glomeromycota, Glomeromycetes, Paraglomerales, Paraglomeraceae.
AUGCGCGAUAAUCCAAUACAAGAAUUCGAUAAUCCGAUACAAACAGCAACAAGGUUUGACUCGCAUAGUGAUUCGGAGGACGACUCGCAAUCUACGUCAGUCGACCACAACUCAUCCUUUAUAACUCGUCGAAAAAGUAGUCCCCAAAUACCCAAAGAGGCCCUAGGUUGCGACUACUCGAACAACAAGAUGACCAUUAAUGCCAAACCUAGGAAGAAGCUAUGGCUUCGUAUAAUGGUAUUUCUUGUCUUUUUCUUGUGUUUGGCGGUUUUCCUCGUGCCUAAAGAACGACUAUUUGGUCUCGAUCUUGAAGGAGAAUUAUUCGAUGCCGACAUAUCAAAUUCAAUCUCAGAUUCAGAUAACCAAACGGAUAAGGAUACCACAUCCACGCCACUCAAAACAUCUCAUUGCAAAAAACCAUAUCCUGGUCGUCCAUUGAUCCAGUACGCUCUCAUGAUUGACGCUGGUUCUACCGGGUCGCGGAUUCAUGUAUAUCGAUUCAAUUAUUGCAAAAACUCCCCGCAGUUGGAGGAUGAAGUAUUUCACCAUGUUGAACCAGGUUUAUCGAGUUAUCCUGACAAUCCGGAGGGUGCUGCCGAGAGCUUGGACGAACUAGUGGCGGUUGCGCUAAAACAUGUUCCCGCGGAAUUACAUAGCUGUACCCCGGUUGCUGUUAAAGCUACCGCCGGGUUGAGAUUGUUGGGUGUUAAAAAGAGUCUUCAUAUUCUAAAGGCUGUUAGGAAGCGUUUGGAAAAUAAAUACCCGUUUCCUAUUAUUGAGAAUGAAGGUGUCGCCAUUAUGGAUGGUAAAGAUGAAGGUGUAUACGCUUGGAUAACAGUUAAUUAUCUGUUGCAACGCAUAGGCUCUGCCCAUAAGCAACCAACGGCGGCAAUUUUUGAUCUUGGGGGCGGUUCGACUCAGAUCGUUUUUGAGCCGGACUCUACAGAUGACUUUGUUGUCGCACCAGGUGAACAUCGGUACGAACUCCAAUACGGUGGACAUACUUACGUUCUCUACCAACAUUCCUACCUUGGUUAUGGUCUAAUGAGUGCUCGACGACGGAUAAAAGAAAUAAUGAUAAAAAUGUGGCAUAGUAUUAAAAGUAAAAAAGUUUUGGGCGUAAAGGCUGAAGAAAUAGAUGACACGACGCCGCAUCCUUGUCUUCCGAAGAAUUACACCGAAGAAUUGUCUUUGAAGGAUAUACUGCCUACUUUGGAUGAUUCUACGACAGUUGUGGGCACCGGUGCUGGACAUGCUCAAUGUAGAGCAGUGACUGAGCAUUUGUUUGACAAGAACAAAGAAUGUUCGUUAUCGCCAUGUGCCUUCGAUGGAGUCUAUCAACCACCCUUGCGGGAGACAUUUUCAAUUAAUGAUAUCUAUGCGUUCUCGUACUUUUACGAUCGGGCCAACCCGUUAGGUAUGCCAUCAGAAUUCUCUCUUGGUGAACUUCGAGAAUUGACAGAUGCAGUGUGCGCAGGGGAUGUCAGUAAAUUCGCCCAUUUGCCUGAAGCAAUGAAGGAGUUGCAAAAAAAUCCACAUUAUUGUAUGGAUUUGACAUUUAUUUAUGGAUUAUUACAUUUCGGUUAUGAGAUCCCGUUAGACAGAGAAGUCAAAAUUGCAAAAAAGAUUAAAGGUAUCGAGACGGGAUGGUGUCUUGGAGCAGCCAUUGCUGUCUUGGAUUCAACGCUUUGGUGCAAGGCAUGA